Penicillium pulvis is the source of this 870-nucleotide messenger RNA. RefSeq lists its product as uncharacterized. The transcript has a single exon. NCBI's taxonomy places the organism in Eukaryota, Fungi, Ascomycota, Eurotiomycetes, Eurotiales, Aspergillaceae. The record is from RefSeq and is a predicted model, not a curated record. Bases 1 to 870 code for a protein of 289 amino acids.
AUGUACGAAUGUGCGACCUGUACCGAUACCUUCUAUUAUGGGGACGAUUGCGAUGAGCAUAUGGAUGACUACGGUCAUUGGAUCGAGUGCGACAGUUGCAACAGCCGUUUUCGCAGUCAGAUAUCCUGCCACCAACAUAUGAAUGCACUGGGCCAUCAUGCUCCACAAUUUGAAUGUGAAACUUGCACCGGCCAAUUCUUCAGUCGGAACGCAGUCAACAAUCACAUGAAUUCCAUGGACCAUUGGGCAACCUAUUGUGUUCCCUGCGGUCGCGAGUUCAAGAACAGCAACAACCUACGCAUGGUGACUUUCCUUUCUAUUGCUGUUUUCGAGAAAAAUAACACUAAUAAGGAUGAAAAGCACCGGAAUUCGCGUACUCACCGUGGCACUGGAUUCAAUUGCCCCUUCUGCCAAACUGCAUUUGUGACAGCCAGUGGCGCCUCCCACCACGUUGAGACUGGGUCUUGCCCCAACGCUCCCAAUCUGAACCGCGAGUCUCUUCUCAAAAUCGUUCAGGCUUCUGACCACCAAGGCUUGAUCACCAACAAGCAGAUCGGUUGGCAGGUUGAAGAGCAUAUGGAGUACAUCGUGACCGACCGCGCUCACAACGGCUACAAUUGGGAAUGCUACAUCUGCCAUCGCGAGUUCAAUACAUCCAAAGCUUUGAACCAGCAUAUCAACUCGCCAGUUCAUAAGCAAAAGGCUUACCACUGUCCUAAUGGCAACUGUCCAAAGGAGUUUAUCUCGCUGGCUGGGCUGUUCUCACACCUCGAAAGUGAGUCUUGUGCGUUUAUGCGAUUCGAGCGUGUACAACAGGUGCAAGUGUCAGUGAAUGAUGCGAUCAGAAACCGCAGGCAGAUUGCCUUUUGA